AUGAGUGGAGCUGUUCUUGUUGCCGUUGCUGCUACAAUUGGUAACUUGCUGCAAGGAUGGGAUAAUGCUACAAUUGCAGGAUCCAUUUUGUACAUAAAGAGGGAAUUUAAAUUAGAAAGUGAACCCACAUUAGAAGGUUUAAUUGUGGCUAUGUCACUUAUUGGAGCCACUGUGGUUACUACAUGCUCUGGAACCUUAUCAGACUUGCUAGGUCGACGUCCUAUGUUGAUAAUCUCCUCAAUCCUUUAUUUUGUUAGUUCUCUUGUGAUGCUAUGGUCUCCAAAUGUUUAUGUACUCCUUUUUGCAAGGCUUUUAGAUGGGUUUGGUAUUGGUUUGGCUGUUACCUUGGUACCUCUUUAUAUAUCUGAGACAGCUCCAACUGAGAUUAGGGGAUUACUCAAUACGCUUCCACAGUUCACUGGUUCUGCUGGAAUGCUUUUCUCCUAUUGUAUGGUGUUUGGUAUGUCACUCAUGAAGACCCCAAACUGGAGACUCAUGUUGGGUGUUCUAUCAAUUCCCUCUCUCUUUUAUUUUGUACUGACGCUAUUCUUCUUGCCUGAGUCUCCAAGAUGGCUUGUCAGUAAAGGUCGGAUGCUUGAGGCCAAGAAGGUUUUGCAACAGCUUCGUGGCAAAGAAGAUGUCGCUGGUGAGAUGGCUUUACUGGUUGAGGGUCUUGGAGUUGGGGGUGAUACAGCUAUAGAAGAGUACAUAAUUGGUCCAGCCAAUGAACUCAAUGAUGCAGAGGAUCCAUCAGCAAGAAAAGAGCACAUCAAAUUGUAUGGGCAAGAACAAGGUCUAUCCUGGUUUGCUAGACCUGUAAGUGGACAAAGUUUUAUUGGCCUUGUAUCUAGGAAGGGAAGCAUGGCAAAUCAAAGUGGUCUAGUGGACCCUCUAGUGAAGCUCUUUGGUAGUAUCCAUGAGAAGCUCCCGGAAGCAGGAAGCAUGAGAAGCACCCUUUUUCCACACUUUGGAAGCAUGUUUAGUGUUGGGGGAAAUCAACCUGGUAGUGAAGAUUUUGACGAAGAAAGCCUUGCCAGAGAGGGUGAUGAUUAUGUCUCUGAUGUUGCUGCCGAUGAUUCUGAUGAAAAUUUGCAGAGUCCAUUGAUCUCACGUCAACCAACAAGUCUUGAUAAGGACAUGCCUCCUCCAACUCAUGGUAGCCUUUUAAGCAUGAGGCAAGGUAGUACUAGUCUUUUGCAAGGAAAUGCUGCAGAAGCUGCUGAGAAUAAUGCAGGGAUUGGUGGUGGAUGGAAGCUAGCAUGGAAAUGGUCUGAAAGAGAAGGCCAAGAUGGGAAUAAGGAAGGUGGUUUCAAGAGAGUGUAUUUACACCAAAAAGGUGCUCCUGGCUCUAGACGCGGGUCUCUGAUUUCUCUUCCAGGUGGUGAUGUGUCAACAGUUGGUGACAUUGUUAAGGUUGCAGCUCUGGUAAGUCAGCCAGCCCUUUAUAACAAGGAACUUAUGCAUCAGCAGCCACUUGGACCAGCUAUGAUUCAUCCAUCCGAAACAGCUGCAAAAGGGCCAAGUUGGAGUGACCUUUUCGAACCUGGAGUGAAGCAUGCGUUGAUUGUUGGGGUGGGGAUUCAAAUUCUUCAGCAGUUCUCUGGUAUAAAUGGGGUGCUCUACUACACACCUCAAAUUCUUGAACAGGCAGGUGUUGGUUAUCUUCUUUCAAACCUGGGCCUUAGUUCUAUUUCUGCGUCUUUGCUUAUAAGCACUGUUACAACCUUGUUGAUGCUACCCUGUAUAGCUGUUGCCAUGAGGCUCAUGGAUAUAUCUGGCAGAAGGGCUUUGCUGCUAAGUACAAUCCCCGUCUUGAUAAUAUCGCUUCUGAUAUUUGUCCUAGGGAGUCUUGUGGAUUUGGGCAGUACUGUGAAUGCAUGUAUAUCAACCAUGAGUGUUGUUGUCUACUUGUGUUUCUUUGUCAUGGGAUUUGGCCCAAUUCCUAAUAUCCUUUGUGCAGAGAUCUUCCCUACACGAGUUCGUGGUCUCUGCAUUGCUAUAUGUGCUCUUACCUUUUGGAUUGGUGACAUCAUAGUCACCUACACACUCCCACUUUUGCUUAAUUCCGUAGGCCUUGUUGGUGUUUUUGGUAUGUAUGCGGUCGUGUGCAUCAUAGCUUGGAUGUUUGUCUUCUUUAAAGUUCCAGAAACCAAAGGCAUUCCACUAGAAGUUAUCGCUGAGUUCUUCUCUGUCGGGACAAAGCAAGCUGAAGUUGUCAAUAAUAGCUGA
Gastrolobium bilobum is the source of this 2229-nucleotide messenger RNA. RefSeq names its product monosaccharide-sensing protein 2-like. NCBI's taxonomy places the organism in Eukaryota, Viridiplantae, Streptophyta, Magnoliopsida, Fabales, Fabaceae. Gene Ontology annotation, biological process: transmembrane transport. The coding region runs from base 1 to 2229 and encodes 742 amino acids. The record is from RefSeq and is a predicted model, not a curated record. The transcript has 5 exons. Gene Ontology annotation, molecular function: myo-inositol:proton symporter activity. Gene Ontology annotation, cellular component: membrane.